Molecule: messenger RNA, 2864 nt
Organism: Labeo rohita (rohu)
Lineage: Eukaryota; Metazoa; Chordata; Actinopteri; Cypriniformes; Cyprinidae
Gene: stard3
Product: StAR-related lipid transfer (START) domain containing 3
Exons: 15
Coding region: 125-1471 (448 amino acids)
Cellular component (GO): late endosome
Molecular function (GO): cholesterol binding; cholesterol transfer activity
Source: RefSeq, a predicted model, not a curated record
UAGACCGUCGAUCAGCUGGCGGAUGUGACGGCUUCUCACAUCCGGUUGUUAUCGCGGAAGAGCAGCGGGCUGCUAUUGAGAACGAUGCGCUGAAUCUGGGAAUGUGCUCCAGCUGCACGUAGUUAUGCCGAGCGGCGUGGACUACAGCGAGUUGGGGGGAAGUCUUCCAGCCAUUGCUUCUUUAAACGCCUCGUAUUCCCAGGCAUCUCUCUCCCUUCCCUCCCCUUACUACCCCCCGCUACCCCCGGGAGAGAGACGAGCCUUCUCAGACGUACGCCGAACGUUCUGCCUCUUCGUUACGUUCGACCUCCUCUUCAUCACUCUGCUCUGGAUCAUUGAAUUAAAUAUCAGAAAGAGUAUAUGGACCAGUCUUGAGAAUGAGGUUGUUAACUACAACUUCAAGUCCUCUUUCUUUGAUAUCUUUCUUUUAGCUGUGUUUAGGUUUCUGUGUUUACAGCUUGGUUAUGCUGCAUUUCGAUUAAGACACUGGUGGGUUAUUGCGAUCACUACGCUGGUGACCAGCGCCUUCCUCAUUGCCAAAGUUAUCUGGUCAGAUUUGUUUAGUCAGAAUGCUUUUGGCUACGUUCUUCCCAUCACCUCGUUUGUGGUGGCAUGGCUGGAAACCUGGUUCCUGGAUUUCAAAGUUCUCACACAGGAAGCAGAAGAUGAGAGAGUGUAUCUGGCAGCAGUCAAUGCUGCGUGUGAGCCGGCCCCUCUGAUCAGUCCUAGACCCGUGUCUGAUGGACAGUUUUACUCCCCGCCAGAGUCCCUGGCAGGUUCGGAUGAAGACCUUGAUGAAGAGGGCCUCGGCAGGAAAGAACUAACAGAACAAGACAAGCAGUUUAUACGACAGGGACGGGAGGCCAUGGCUGUGGUGGAACAAAUACUGACACAAGAGGAAAACUGGAAGUUUGAGAAAACUAAUGAGGUGGGCGAUGCCGUAUAUACACUUGAAAUCCCGUUUCAUGGGAAAACGUUUAUUUUAAAGGCACUCUUGCAGUGUACCGCAGAGCUGGUGUAUCAGGAGGUCAUUUUGCAGCCUGAGAAGAUGGUGCAGUGGAACAAAACAGUGUCUGUUUGUCAGAUUUUACAAAGAGUGGAUGACAACACAAUGGUGUCAUAUGAUGUUUCUGCAGGAGCCGCUGGAGGUGUCGUGUCUCCCAGGGACUUUGUGAACGUUCGUCGGGUGGAGCGCAGGCGAGACUGCUACAUUUCUGCAGGAAUGGCCACCAGUCACUGCAGCAAACCCCAUCACAGUCGCUACGUCAGAGGGGAAAAUGGUCCUGGUGGAUUUGUAGUGUUGAAAUCUAGCAGUAAUCCUUCAGUUUGCACCUUCAUUUGGGUCCUCAAUACAGACCUUAAGGGUCGCCUCCCACGUUACCUCAUCCACCAGUCACUGGCCGCCACCAUGUUUGAGUUCAUGUCUCAUCUCAGGCAGCGUAUAAAUGAAGUCCACGUCUCCUACCGGUGACGGCUUUGACUCUUUAUCCAGCCACAGUUUACAUCGUGGUAAUUUCAAAUUACACUGUGCCAUAUUCAAACUACGACUGCCAUGAGGAGACACAGCAUUGCGCUUGACUGGCAGGAAGUUGUUACGGCUGUCUGCGUCUAGGAAACUUUGACUGAAUGUUCGGCUGCACUUUACACUGAAGUUAAAGUUUAUAUAGAGGUACUACUGCAGCACAUGGGCAAGAGGUCAUAACUCAUACUGUCAAACCCCACAAGAGCUGAAACACAUGCACAGGAAGUUAUCAGGAAGAGCUGCUAGUGAUAUAUGAGAAGAGAGCAGGGGAAUGGAUUAUGCCUAAAACCACUGUUGUCCCCCUACUGAACAGGACUGAAGGCUAGGACGGUUUCUACAUUCUGAGCCAAAUACGCUGUGGUUGCGCAUUCUGCUUUUACUUAAGCCUUAAUCGAACAUGCACACACAUUCAUACUCAUAAUUAUUCAUACUCAUUAAUCUGUAGAAUAGGUCAGCAUCCUGCCAUGUAUAUGAUCAUUUGUCUAAUAAUGUAUACGGUUAAGAGUUAGACUGGUUAACUAGAACUCAAACCAUUUAUAUAAAACAUGCUGCAACAAAAAAAAAAGCAAACACUUGUGCUUGGUUUUGUUUUAUAAAAACUGGUUUGAUGCAGCUCAAAAUCCGUCUGAAAUGAAUAUAAUGGGCCUUUUGUUGAAAUGCGUGCAUUAUUUCUUUUCUUUCUUUAUUGCAUGUCAGUUUGUUUUCUCACAGAGCAUUGCUGUCUUAUUUUUUUUUUAAUUAUACACCCAUGUUUACCACAAAUAUACAGAGCAUAGCAAUUUACAAACAGGAAACUAAGGCAUAGUCGGCGGUUGUUUGAUUAGUAGUGUCUCUAAUACAAAUGUGAAUGUGUCCUUCAUUAGUUGCCUUGAAGCAAGCAAAUUAUUUGGUUGAGAGGAAAGACACUGUUACAGGGUAUUGGGCUUCCUUUUAUAGGAUGCACAUGUUUAGGUCGGUUUAUCAGUGGUAUCGUAAAUGAAGUUGAUUGUUUUUUGUUUUUUUUUAAACAGUCUUGUUCUGUACUUUGUUUUGCAGCCUUCUUGGCUUGUACUUGUGUGCCUUUGUUACAGUUUCACUCACUGAAAUCACAAGUUGCUUUCAUUAUUUAGAUUUCUUUUGUAUCUGAACACUUUGUUUUGGCCUCUAUGGACUGUAACCACAUUUGUUUGUGCAGAGCCUUUUGCAGUUCACUUGAAUUCACUUGUGAUUCAGGUUCUGUCUGAAUGAUAUUUUUAUACUGAUUUACAGUAAUAUGAAGCAUAAGUUUGUCAUCUAACUCAAAAAUCAUGAUUUUUUUUUAAAUGAAGAAUCAACAUUUAAUAAAAUUAACAAACCGUUUACA